This is a messenger RNA of Eimeria acervulina, 1137 nucleotides long. RefSeq lists its product as hypothetical. Gene Ontology annotation, molecular function: 7S RNA binding; protein binding; ribosome binding. Gene Ontology annotation, biological process: SRP-dependent cotranslational protein targeting to membrane. The transcript is spliced from 6 exons. Lineage: Eukaryota; Apicomplexa; Conoidasida; Eucoccidiorida; Eimeriidae. Bases 1 to 1137 code for a protein of 378 amino acids. The record is from RefSeq and is a predicted model, not a curated record. Gene Ontology annotation, cellular component: signal recognition particle, endoplasmic reticulum targeting.
AUGGUGGCAGCGGAGGAGAGUAAAGCGUUUGCGCUGCUGGAGGAUCUACUGGCGAGGGAGGAGUUUGAGAAGGCCUUUAAAGCGGCUUGCAAACUACCAGUAAGCCCGGAGCAAACGGAGGCCCUCGUCUUCGCUGCUCUGCAGAUCGGCAGAUGGGAAGACGCCAGAGCAGCAAUACGAAGACUGCGGCAGCAGCAGCAGCAGCAGCAGCAGCAGCAGCAGAAGGCAGCAGCAGGUGGUGCUGCUGCACCUCCAUUGCUGCUGGAAGAAGCAUAUUGCCUCUACAGACUUAAUAAACCGCAGAAGGCUUUGCUGCUGCUAGCAGAGCUGCAGCAGCAGGAGCAGCAGCAAUAUAAUGCUGCUGCUGCAACCCGCCUCCACGCCCAGGUGGAAUUGUUGGUUGCGAAUUAUCUGUCUUCUGCUGCCUGCAUGCUGCAAGCCGAGGCUGCGAGCAGCACCAGCAGCAGCAGCAGCAGCAGCAGCAGCCUUUCUCAUCCUGCUGCAGUUGCUGCUGCGCUGAAGCACAACUGCAGCAGCAGCGCCACCUUCGAGCUUCCUUUUAAUGGUGCUGCUCUCGCCGAGCAGCAGCAAGAUGAUGCAACAGCAGCAGCUUUGCUGCAGCGAGCCCUCCAGUUGUGUGCAGCAGAAGCUGGAGUUCGUGAGGAAGAUGCGUUGAGGUGUAUAGACAGAGGAGAGUUAGCUGGCGUGCUGGUGCAGCAAGCGGCGCAGCAGCAGCAGCACGGCAACACUGCAGCAGCAGAGCAGGUAUACGCAGCGGUCCUUGCUGCUGCGGAGCAGCAGCAGCAGCAACAGCAGCAGGAGAUCGAUGUGGGGGUUGUUGCUGUUGCUGUUACAAAUGCUUUCGUUGCCGGCCUUCAGAACGAGGAGACGCAGCAGCAGCAGCAGCAGCAGCAGCAUGACUUGGAGGCGCUGAUACGCGGAGCAACCAAAGGGGCAUCAGAGACACUCGAGCACAAACUCACCACCCCACAGGCGCUGGGUAUUGGAGUAAACCGCUGCUUAGGCCUCUUGAAGUGUGGGCGGGUAGAGGAGUGCCGGCGUCUUGUGACGUCUCUCAUUUCUCGCUUUGGGGACUCUGUCUCUUUGCUGCGAUUGAAAGCAGCAAUUCAGGUAUAA